Molecule: messenger RNA, 6719 nt
Organism: Mus musculus (house mouse)
Lineage: Eukaryota; Metazoa; Chordata; Mammalia; Rodentia; Muridae
Product: predicted gene, 31665
Exons: 2
Coding region: 4412-5644 (410 amino acids)
Source: RefSeq, a predicted model, not a curated record
GAAGUGCUGGUCAGGUAAAGCCAUGGUGCUGUGACAGAAUGUAAACCGACUCGGCCAUGUACAGCAGCAAUUAUUAAGGGUUUUUAAUAACACGGAGCACUUCGGUUAUGCUAUGUUUAAGUGGUCUGAGUGCCCCUCCCCCACCGGCUCAUGUUCGAACACUUUGGUCUCAGAUGUGGCUAUUUGGGGAAGCUGUAAAAGUUCUAGGAUGUGCAGCCUUGCUGGAGGAAGUAGACCCCACAGCCUUGCCCCACACCCAGUUUCCUGUUUCCUGUGUGCAGUUGAGAUGUAAUUCCUAGGCUUCCUGCUCCCUGUCACCUCACAGCUCUGGGCUUAACGCUCGGUACAUAUCACUGUCUCCUCUGGCUGUCUCUGAAACUCUGGCAAAUGUAAAGUUUGCUCUCUCUCUCUCUCUCUCCCUCCCUCCCUCUCUUUCUUGCUCCCUGUCCCCUAACUCCCACCCCACUCCCAACCCCGCUCCUCCACAUGUUCCCGGCCAGCCUUUCCCCUCCUUUCUCUCUCCUCUCUUUCUGUCCUUCUCUGUCCUCUUUCUCUGCCUCUACUCCCUUUCCUAGAACCCCUUCCCAUGUCCCAAAUAAACUUCAUUUUAUACUUAUAAAAAAAGGGGAGGGUAAAAUUCAAUGUCUCAGAGGAAAGCUAAGGAAAGCCAAAGCUAUUCCUGGUCUGUGGAGGGGGGGCACGCAAUGUAAAGAGCUCCUUCCAACACCACCUCCCCACUAGAGCCUCUCCUUCUAAUGUUUGCCACACACUCCCUUCCUUCCAACUGUUCCUUGCAUCAUUCGACACUACUGAGCCCUGUCUGAGGCAGGCCCACUUGGGCUCUUCAAGAACAGCACACUGUCCUGCCGCCUUUGUCUCAUUACGCCUAGUGGAGUCUCCCUUAAUCCGGUCGAAGACAUAAUUUGAGAAAAAGUGAUGUUAACUGUAUGUCUCGGCCACUCUCUGAGUAAAAACACUGCCAAAUGAGUAACAGGGCUGACCUAGGGCUGUGACUACAAAGUGGGAAAGAGGCAUCCCAGAGGACGGAAGCUGGAGCAUCAGAAUGACCAUAAAGAGUCAACAGAGGACACAGAAGAGCAGGACAAAGUGAAUCCAAGAAUUUCAAACACUUCCAAGAACAGGAAAAUGAUGGCAAGCCGGAUGGAAACCAGAAACAGGGGGUGACAAGGUAAGACGCUGGGAGACCAACGGACAGCCUUCAGCUGGAAAUUGACCCUGGAAGGCCACAAACCACUGUCUAACGUCACAAAAACAUGAGCAAAUUUUCUGCUUUAAAUCACAAAGUAUAAUUUGAGCAGACCAGGAGCUCCACUCUUAUACUCCUGCCAUAAAUCUUCAAAGAUGUUUUUAAUUUAUGCCUCCAUUGACCUUUUCUAUAAUCACCGUUUUUAAUAAGCUUUUUCAUAACGAAUCGUUGUCUUUGAUGUGUAACUAAUUUUGUGAUGUUUCUUGAACCAAAACUUCUCUUGCAGCUGCUUGGUUUUCUUCCCCAAGGUGACAUAGGUGAACGGAAAAUGAUGUCCCUGAGUCACACCCCGAGGGAACUCGGCUUCUGAGGGUCUUUUUGAUUUGGGGACAGAGACCACAAGCUGCAACAGACUGUCCAGCAGACACUUCUCAACUGCUGGGGUGCCUGGCUUCCCCUGCACCAUGCUGCAGCUCAGCAGAGUGGAGCAGGAGCUGGGACCUCUGGGGCCACUUAGGAAAGGUACCUCUAUGUUCAAAUGCCACCCUCCCCAGCCCCAAGAAGCCUGAGGCUGAGGUCCGACUCAUCAAGAUCUAGGUCCUCAUACAACACAAUCUAGCCAGCCUGGGUCCCCAUCUACUGAUGGAUGACGAACUUUUAAUGCAUUUUCUAUGGGCUACCUAGCAUGAGCUGGCUGUGAAAUGAAGGGGUGGUUGGAUUAAUUAACUCUGAAUCCCACCCAAUUCUUCUCUCAAACAACCACUGCUGGUUCUGGGUUAACAGAUAAUCUCCUCGAAGGGACAUACCAGAGAUAUCGGGCACACACUGAGUCCAGCUCUGUCACAUUCAGUGAGUGCAGCUCAUUGACAAUGUGGGCAACACAGAAGGACACUUAAUCCUACUGUGGGGCAGAAUGGCCAAGCUGUAAUCCUUGGUCCUCCAUGCCCUACCAGAAGGCCUGAUCUCUCUCUCUCUCUCCCUCUCUCUCUCUCUGUCUGUCUCUGUCUCUGUCUCUGUCUCUCUCCCUCCCUCCCUCCCUCCACUUCCACCCUGUAAAAGAGGCCUCUCAGUAGCUGCUGCUGACCUCAACUGUGAGAGCUGAAGCGGCCUGAGAACAUGAAGAUGCACACAGAGUCCAGCACAUAGACAGUGCCUAACAACUACCAUCACAGUGAACACUGAGACUCUGGCCAGACCAGGGAGGGUCACUUUCUCCCUGCUGCAUUUAAGUAAAGACAGGGGGAUUCAUCAAUAGAUAAACACUAAGCAGGUGAGAAAAUUAACUAGUGCCAGGGCCAUGACACACCAACGGGGCAGGUAUACCUUGGCCCAAGAAGCAGACAAGGAGAACAGGGUAUAGGGUCUGUGCCCUAAACACACCUCCCCACAUCUGUGCCCACAUACUGGCUACAGACUCCAGCAUGGGGUUCAAAAAUCCACCUGCUAGGCUUCUUGGAGAUAGGGCAGGGCUGAACUUUUGGGUGCAUAAUGGAUAUGCACCCAUGGUGGUACUCAUGCUAAGAACUCUGUCAACAGAAUGGACAGCAUCUGAACACAGGGAUCAGAUCAUGAGACCCCGAAGCUCAGAGUAAGGCACCACCAUUCAAAUCACUGGGUCACCUCAGAGGUGACAGAGCUGGUCUCUGCUGCCACCUCACAUGCCCACCCUGAUCCUAGGCUCACCUUAUAGCUUCUGGAAGGUCGGUGCCCUAGCAACAUGCCACUCCUCCGCUCUGACCUGUGGUGGUCCUGAGAUGAGAGCACCGUGACACAUGAUCACAAGCUCCACACUGCCAACCUUUCCAGGGUUGGUCUAUCGACUCCAAAUUCUCAGAGCCCAAACAAGCACCAUACUGCAAGCUGUACGCUGGACUGUACAUACAAACCCACAAGCCCAUGGAUAUUUGUGGCCUCCCUGGUGCCACUAAAAUCUCCCUGAAAAAUGGAUAAAAUAAGAUCAAAAUGUUAGGAGAGCCCUUGGAUACCGACGGGUAGGGAGGAGCAGCCACCCAUUCAAGGGUGGGCACGGGCAGCUGGUCACCCACCAGCUGUGGGACACUUUUCCCCAGCAGCCUUCUGUGGAGACUGGCAUUCCUUAUGUGGCAUGCGCCUUAGGGCUGCUGGUGGACAGCGGCCCAAAGCCAGCACGUGAGUUCUGCUGCACUCUGCAGCCAAGCACAGGUGUUCUUAGAAGCCCAGCAGGAGCAGUGAGGCACCUGAGACCUGACGAGAAGUCUGCCCCACUGGAAAAGGCUGCCUGUACAGAUGGCCAGGAAAUGAACCCUGAGCUUUCUAAAGACAAUUGGCUCUCUGUGUGCUUUUUGCCAGCUAAAAUCAAUACUUACCACUUAGAGAUCACUUAAUAAACACUAUUAAUUUUAAGUUACUUCGAUUCUUUUUAAAAUGAGUUCCAAAUAAGCCUGAGCCGAUACCUCCUUCCUUUCUGAGAUCACUGAAGCAGGGGGUCAGCUACAGCCGAUAGUCGUGACCCAAGCUAAAUACAGCUAUACUCUGCCAGCAGAGCUUAGCUGGGUACAAGACCAACAAAAAUGGGCCCUGGUCACCAGACAUGCUGGGACAUACAAGACACUCUUCUAAUGUAUGGACUCUAUGUCUACUCCUCUGUGGCUUCAAAACCAGUAACCAAACAGUAAAUGAUGCCCUAAGGUACAAUAACCUCUUUUGGAGGCAUGAAAAUUAGUAUGGUGGGUAGUGACUGGCAGCUUAAGAGUAGAUGGGUUGGCAUGGGCUGGGUCAACAAGGACAAACUAGAAUAGGACAAGAUAGAUCAUAGCACAUGCUAUGGAUUGAAUCCUCAUGAGAUCCAACCCCCAGAAUCUCAGCAUGGAAAGGUAUUUGGAAAUAGGCUGUUUUGUGUGUAACUCCUUUAUAUUUAUUUAUGUUCAUGAGUAUCUUGCCUACAUGUGUAAAUGCAAAACAUGCAUUGUCUGAUGCCUGUGCUGGUCAGAAGAGGGAAUCAGAUCCCUUAGAACUAAGACACAAAUGAUUGUGAUCUGCCGUGUGAGUUUGGGAACCAAAGGUUUUACAAGACUCUUAACUGCUGAGCCAGCUAAGCAGAGCUUAGACAGGUUUUUAAAGAAGUAAUUAAAGUAAAAUAAGGUUGGUAGGACAGGCUAUUGUCAAUUGUGACUGGUGCCCUUAUGAAAAUCAAUAGUGAAGACACAGACACACACAGAAGAACACAUGAAGGGGCCAACACAGGCACACACAGAACACAUAGAGGGACCAACACAGGUACACACAGAAGAACACAUGGAGGGACCAACACAGGCACACACAGAACACAUAGAGGGACCAACACAGGCACACACAGAAGAACACAUGGAGGGACCAACACAGGCACACACAGAACACAUAGAGGGACUAACACAGGCACACACAGAAGAACACAUGGAGGGACCAACACAGGCACACACAGAAGAACACAUGGAGGGACCAACACAGGCACACACAGAAGAACACAUGGAGGGACCAACACAGGCACACACAGAAGAACACAUGGAGGGACCAACACAGGCACACACAGAAGAACACAUGGAGGGACCAACACAGGUACACACAGAAGAACACAUGGAGGGACCAACACAGGCACACACAGAAGAACACAUGGAGGAGCCAACACAGGCACACACAGAAGAACACAUGGAGGGACCAACACAGGCACACACAGAAGAACACAUGGAGGGGCCAACACAGGCACACACAGAAGAACACAUGGAGGGACCAACACAGGCACACACAGAAGAACACAUGGAGGGACCAACACAGGCACACACAGAAGAACACAUGGAGGGACCAACACAGGUACACACAGAAGAACACAUGGAGGGACCAACACAGGCACACACAGAAGAACACAUGGAGGAGCCAACACAGGCACACACAGAAGAACACAUGGAGGGACCAACACAGGCACACACAGAAGAACACAUGGAGGGACCAACACAGGCACACACAGAAGAACACAUGGAGGGACCAACACAGGCACACACAGAAGAACACAUGGAGGGACCAACACAGGCACACACAGAACACAUAGAGGGACCAACACAGGCACACACAGAAGAACACAUGGAGGGACCAACACAGGCACACACAGAACACAUAGAGGGACCAACACAGGCAUACACAGAAGAACACAUGGAGGGGCCAACACAGACACACACAGAAGAACACAUGGAGGAGCCAACACAGGCACACACAGAAGAACACAUGGAGGGACCAACACAGGCACACACAGAACACAUAGAGGGACCAACACAGGCACACACAGAACACAUGGAGGGACCAACACAGGCACACACAGAACACAUAGAGGGACCAACACAGACACACACAGAAGAACACAUGGAGGGGCCAAUGGUUCACACGCCAAGGAGGAAGACCUCAGAGGAAACUAACUAUGUCAUAGCUUGACCCCUAACCUCUAGAAAUAGGAAAAGCAAGUGAGUGAAGUCUGUGAAAGCCACCAGCAUGUGGCACUUUCACAGCAGCCUGGGUAGGCUGACAUGGUGCGUCACAUACAAGUGACAGAGCAUUGGUACAUGAAAGUCAAAGUCACAGAUAGCAGAGCCCCCAACACAGGCCGUGGUCAAACGGCCUACUCUUGAUUGUCAAUGUGAUGAAACUUAGAAUCGAUGCUGAAACUAACCGCUGUGUAGUAGUCUGUGAGAGAAGCCCUACCCCAAAUGUGACACCAUCCCAAUGGGCUGUGGUCCUGGACCACACAAAAAGAGAAAGUGGGUUGAGCCCAGACACUCAUCUCUCUCAGCUUCCUGACUGCAGCUGUAAUGUGAGCAGCCGCCUCAUGCCCCUGCCACUGCUAUGCCUGCCGUGAUGGGCUGUACCUUCCAACCCUGAGGUGGAACAAACACGUUCUACCUUAAGUUACUAUUGUCGAGGCAUUAUAUCACAGCAGAAGAAACAGUAGCCAAAAUGCCACGGCUGUGACUUCCCAGGGUUAGAGUCUUCUGCGGUGCUCAGUACACUUCUGCAGUAGAUUCUGAAUUCCUCACAUUCAAUGUACACUAUAAUCCCAGCUCUACAUGAAAUUUGGAAUGCUUUGUCUCACACAGCUAGCUACUCAGUAAGUGAGUGACCAUGCGUGUCCUCAUGGAUCCAUUCCCACAUUCCAAAGGCGGGGGUGGCGACUGAAGGCCAGAGAGACAAGGAGACCUGGGACAGGGUCUCACUACCAACUCUUCCUUCACUCUCCCUCCAGAAAACCAUGCCUGACCCUGCACCCAGGCUCACAGUCUUAGGUCAUGCCACACACAUGGCCCCUGCCCACACAGCCAAUGCUCACACAGCCAAUGCCCACACAGUCAAUGCCCACAUAGACUCUUCUUAUUGCAUUCAUUGUUUCAGAACCACAAUGCCAAGUGAAGACCCUACCUCUUGAUUUUGCAUUAAAUUUAACUCACUUUUCUUACUCUUACAGAGCACGGGUACAGAGCCCACAUUCUGUUUGUUUGUUUGUUGUUUUUCGAGA